UUCCCAUCAUGCCCAUCAUGCUUCCCAUGCGCUGCAGGUCAGAGUACUCGCCCCUCUUCAGGAACACCUGGUUCCCCAUGAAGUUGGGGCGGUCGUACACCACAAAGCAGCCAUUGUCCACCCUGCAGGAGUUGCAGCGGUUCAAGUGCAUGUGGAUGUCGGAGCAGUCGCUGCUGCACUCGUAGGAGCGACCCUGGAAGUUCUUGUCCUCGUAGAGAAUGAUCUGAAAAUGGAAGCAAGAGGAGGAAACAUGAAGUCAAUCUGUAGAGAGAGAGAGAGAGAGCAUCUACAACAGGAAACCAAUGCGUGUGCACAGUACCCGGCCCAUGAUGACGGUUCUGGUCUUUUUCGCUCCUGCUGCCAGCUCAGGUCCACUUUUAUAAGGAGGAUUGCCCGCAGACCACCUGUCCUACCUUUUGUGUGAAACAUCAUGACUCAUCACCAGAAUUCACGUGGUCUGCAUUCAUUUUAAACACACCUGAAUUCUUCUUAUUGUAUGGCGAAUGUAGUGUAUAGAGGUCAUCAAAGGUCAUCACAGAAGCAAAACCUCAUCACAUUUAACAAACUUCACAUUUCGUCUUAACUCUGAAAAGCGACAAGACCACAUGUAUGUGUCUGUUUAUUGAUUUGUACCGUUGCAUCAUUCAUUCACAUCCUUAUGAAUCAGUGAAUGGCAUCCAGCAUUAAAGCCAUAUAUUCAAACAACAGUAACUGCAGCAGAUUCCAACAUACAGUGAGGUCUGCUAUCCUAUAGAGCUGCACGCUUACACAAUGUAGACUGAUGACUCAAAGGUUUCAGCACAAGCCAUGUGGAAAUGCUAAGGCUGUGUAAUGUAUAAAAAGGGACAACGGUGGAUGUCAAAGCUGUACAUCUGAGAUUAGCUCCCAAGUAUCAUGACCAUGGGGAGGAUUAUCUUCUACGAGGACAGGAACUUCCAGGGCCGUUCCUAUGAGACCAGCAGCGACUGCCCUGAGCUCACCUCUUUCCUGAGCAGGUGUAACUCCUGCCGGGUGGAGAGCGGCCUCUUCAUGGUCUACGAGAAGCCCAACUUCAUGGGCCACCAGAUGCUGGUGAGGAGGGGCGAGUACCCUGAUAACCAGAGACUGAUGGGCAUGAGUAUGAGCGACUGCAUCCGGUCCAGCCGCAUGAUCCCCCAGCACCGUGGGCCAUUCAAGACCAAGAUCUACGAGCGCGAGAACUUCGGGGGCCAGAUGCACGAGCUGAUCGACGACUGCGACAGCAUGAUGGACCGUCUCCGCAUGUCUGACUGUCAGUCCUGCAACGUGAUGGACGGACACUGGCUGAUGUUCGAGCAGCCCGGAUUCAGAGGCCGCAUGCUGUACCUGAGACCAGGCGAGUACAGGAGCCUGAGGGAGAUGGGCCUGAACAACAUGACCAGGUUCAGCUCCAUCAGACGCAUCACAGACUCAUGUUAAACGACAUGUUUAGGGGAUCAAUAAAGCUGAAUUAAAAGA
Molecule: messenger RNA, 1476 nt
Organism: Notolabrus celidotus (New Zealand spotty)
Lineage: Eukaryota; Metazoa; Chordata; Actinopteri; Labriformes; Labridae
Product: gamma-crystallin M3-like
Exons: 3
Coding region: 895-1437 (180 amino acids)
Biological process (GO): lens development in camera-type eye; visual perception
Molecular function (GO): structural constituent of eye lens
Source: RefSeq, a predicted model, not a curated record